CUCGGCCGUUGCGCUGGCGCCACGGCGUCUUCUGGACAAACAAACGGCCGUUGCGGCGCGGGCACGGGUGCGGUGCGCCCUCGGCCCGACGCUCGGAGCCUCGUCUUGCUGGGGCUGCCGCGGCUCGUGCUCGCCGAGCGAGCCUCGGAGCCUCGGGCCCCGGAAGGCGCAAGGCGUGGGUGUCGAGAUGCCCUCGCUUGGCUAGGGGUGCCUGUGUUGUCACGCGGGCGUAUGCUGAGAGAUUCGCUCACACGAGGCGGCCGUCGCCCGCGGCUCAUCCCCGCUGAUGGAGCGAGAAAGGUCCUGGCUCUCUUCUGCUGUCUCUCUCUCUCUCGCUCGCAGGAGGAAGACCGAGCUCAUCGCCUCGCUUCGCUACGUCUCGUUGAGCAUCUCACGUGCCGAAGAGGCCCCCUCGACCUCUCACCGAGCCGUCAAGGCCGAAGAGGCGAGGGGCCCGGCCUCGCUUGCCGCGAGAGAGAAAGCGCUGCCCGCGUGCCGGUGCCGGCGCGGCAGCCGCGGGCCGCUCAAAGCACUCUGCCUCCUCUGCUGCGUGCUGCUGGCGGUGGAGCAUUGUGCGCGGCCGCAGGCACGGCGGCGGUGCGGUGUCUCGCGUGGCCCGCGGCCGAGCGUGCAUGCGUGUCGUCAGCACUUCAUCUGCGGGCACGAGAGGAGUGCGCGCGCCCCCCUCUCGCGUGCCCGUGGCCACAAGCGUCGAUCUUGAGGAUGCAGGCGGCGUGCCGAGCUCGGUGCGAAGAUGGGGGUGCCCUCUCUGCUCGCUCGCCGGAGAGGGCCGUGCCGCCUGCGCUGCUGGCUGAACGCGCGCACUGCAGCGCUGCGUCACUCUGCGCCUGCCGCGGCGCUGUGCCGAGGCGAGAGCGUGCGGGGGAAGGAGGGGACACCGCCAGCUGCAGCGCCGCAUGCUGCUGCAUCGGCGCGCAGAGGCGGCAGCAGCAGGCAGCGGCGCACGCACGGCAUGCGGCGGAGUGCGCCUGUCAAGCUCAUGCGAUGGGCGAAUGCGGCGUGCGGCGUGUGCGCAGCGAGGCGGCGCGGUGGCGGCGAAUGAUCGGCGUGCCGCGAGAGAGGAGCGAGGCGAGAGGGCAAGCAGCCCGAGGGUGCAAGGCGCGACGCUGCCCUCCGAGGGAGAGCGGCGCGGGCCGGCGUUCGAGAAGUCAGGUGCGCUGCCGAGAGUGCGCGCUGCAGGCGAGAGUAAGAGUGGAGCGCGCACGGCACACACAAAGGCGCGCUGCGCUGCGCUGCGCUGCGAGGGCGUGGCAGCGUGCGGCGUGAUCGGGCACGAGGCUCUGCUCCCACUGCAGCCACCGCGCGCUGCCUCUCUCCUCUUCUCCACACGCUCACCUCCUUUCUGCCUCAUCGCAGCAAACCCCACACUCCUUCUCUAUUUGCACCAUGUCCUUUGCCGAGCUGCGUCGCCGCCAAGGCGCGUCCGGCGGGCUGCUCGACCCCAUCGUCGACGGCGCCAGCAGCAUCAUCGACGGCAUCCUCGGCGGCAAUGGCAACGGCAACGGCAAUGGCAACGGCGGCGCAGCCUCGAGCUCGUCGUCGUCGUCGUCCAGCGCGGCGGUUAGUAGCAGCAGCAGAGCGGCCUCCAGCUCGCGCGUGAGUGGCCAGCGACG
Messenger RNA from Tilletiopsis washingtonensis, 1634 nucleotides. RefSeq lists its product as hypothetical. The coding region runs from base 232 to 1287 and encodes 351 amino acids. NCBI's taxonomy places the organism in Eukaryota, Fungi, Basidiomycota, Exobasidiomycetes, Entylomatales. The record is from RefSeq and is a predicted model, not a curated record. The transcript has a single exon.